UUUGCAUGUAAUCCUAAAAAGCCUUGAACCCUGCUUUUUCAAGCCCUGAACCCUGCUUUUUCAUCUGCUCUGUAAUUCUUCAAAGACAGCAUGGAGCAUUCCUGUAGUACGCAUGGUAGGCUCAUUUUGUUUACGUUCUUUCGCGGGCUUGUUCUUUUGUUAUGCAUGAGCAGACAUGUGGAUGCCGCAAUUCUGCUCGGAAAUGAAACUGAUCGUUUGGCACUGCUAGACUUCAAGGACAUGAUAACUCAUGAUCCUCUCAAUGUCAUGGGCUCGUGGAACGAUUCCACUGAUUUCUGCAGUUGGGUUGGAGUUACAUGCAACCCUUCCACCAAAAGAGUUUCGAUUUUGAAACUGAACUCCCGAGAACUGGUAGGCUCUAUACCAGCUUCUAUAGGAAACCUCACCUACCUGACAGGAAUCAACCUAACAAACAACGACUUCCAUGGUGAAAUUCCUCAAGAAAUGGGUCGUCUACGAAGCCUUCAAUAUCUCAACCUAUCUGGAAAUUCAUUCAGAGGGAAGCUUCCAACUAAUAUAUCUCACUGCACAGAGCUAAGCGUGCUCGAUGUGCGCUCCAAUGAGCUUAUCGGGUCAAUUCCGAACGAAUUCAGUUCCCUGUUGAAAUUGACUUACCUUUUGCUUGCUAGUAACAAUCUCACAGGAAGCAUCCCGAAAUGGAUAGGAAACUUUUCUGCUUUGUAUAGUAUUGUCCUUAUCGGCAAUAAUUUUCACGGAAGCAUACCAAAUGAGCUUGGUCGUCUAAAAGGCUUGCAAGUACUGAUGCUUUCCGAGAAUAAUUUGUCUGGUAUGGUCCCUCCUUCAAUUUAUAAUAUUUCUUCUUUAAGGAGGUAUGCAGUCACUCUAAACCAACUGCAAGGCAAGCUACCUCCAAAUGUCGGUACUACUCUUCCAAAUCUUGAAGUAUUUUACGGUCAUUCAAACAAAUUCACUGGUAAUUUUCCUAUCUCCUUGUCAAAUGCUUCUAGACUUUCGGGUAUUGAUUUUUCUACCAAUGUCUUCACUGGGACAAUCCCUGCAAGUUUUGGGAACUUGAAAAACUUAGUUAAACUAAACUUAGCUGGCAAUUUACUAGGAAGUGGGAAAACUGGUGACCUGAAUUUUCUUAGCUCCUUGGCCAAUUGUACUAUCUUGGAGGUUUUGGGUAUUUCCAAUAAUCAAUUUGGAGGAGAAUUGCCAAGAUCCAUAGCCAACCUUUCUACUAGUCUUCAAAUUCUUGCUGUAGGUGGCACUGUGAUACAUGGAAGCAUCCCUGUCGGCAUUGGAAAUCUUAUGAACUUGACUGUUUUGGGAGCGGAUGAUAGCUUUUUGAGUGAAGUUAGGGGAACUGUAUUUGAGCGAUAG
This is a messenger RNA of Pyrus x bretschneideri (Chinese white pear), 1365 nucleotides long. RefSeq names its product putative receptor-like protein kinase At3g47110. The transcript is spliced from 2 exons. The coding region runs from base 91 to 1365 and encodes 424 amino acids. Gene Ontology annotation, molecular function: protein binding. The record is from RefSeq and is a predicted model, not a curated record. Lineage: Eukaryota; Viridiplantae; Streptophyta; Magnoliopsida; Rosales; Rosaceae.